UUCAGUUGAAUUUCAAAUAUUAUCAUGUACGUUUUAGUUGGCGUGUGCACAGUGUUUCUCCUGUGGUGCCUUCACUUCCACUGGAAAAGAUGGCGGCUUUUCCGGAUGUCCUGGCACGUGCCAGGACCAAAAAAUGUGCCCCUGCUGGGCGCAAGUUACCUGUUUUUGGGCAAAAGCGCGCCAGAAAUUGCCGAACGGUUCAUAAAAAUAUUCGAACAGUAUCCGGACUUGGCCAAGUUCUGGAUGGCAGAGGAACUUUUUUACACUGUAACGAAGCCCGAAUAUUUGGAGGUGAUUUUGAACCACCCUGGAGCCUUGGAAAAAAUGGAUAUGUACAAGUACAUGAUUCCAACGAUUGGAAAUGGUCUAGUUUCAGGCCCAGUAAAAAUUUGGAAGAAACACAGACGAAUUAUAGUGCCGACGCUAAACCAGUCGAUUUUGAACACUUUCCCGCAAAUUAUUUGCCAACAGUGCGACAUUUUGUUGGAAAUACUCGAAAAAAAGUGCGACAAAGGCGAAAUAGAUCACUACAAGUUUGUGACAAACUUUGCAGUGGAUGUUGUUAGUGAAACCAUUUUUGGGGUUCCCCUGAACGCGCAAAUCACGGACGCCAAUUACAGUCGCACCUUUGACAAGAUAAUGGAAGUGGUUUUUAUGCGAAUUUUCCGCGUGGAUUAUCACUCGGAUUUUCUCUUCUCCUGGACGAAAGAAUACAAGGCGGAGCAGGAAAAUGUGAAGCUGGUUAAGGAGACAACGCGUGAUUUGAUCGAGCGGAAAAAGGAGCAAAUUACGUGUCAAUUAGAAGUCGAAGAGGAGAAAAAACGGCCGUUUCUUGACGUCCUUGUUGGGAAAUAUUUGAAUGAGGAACUGAGUUAUCAGGAAUUGGAGGAUGAAGUUAGCACGUUUCUCUUGGCUGGUUCUGACACGAAUGCGACGGCGGGUUGUUUCGUUUUGACGCUUUUAGGGAUGCAUCAAGACGUUCAGGAAAAACUCUACGAAGAAAUAAUCGAAGUUCUGGGCCCCGAAAAAUACCCAACCCUUGACGAUUUACCAAAACUAAAAUACACAGAACGUGUGAUUAAAGAAACGCUUCGGUUAUUCCCCGGAGCUCCGUUCAUUGCAAGAAUAGCAUCAGACGACAUUGAUUUAGGUGAUUAUGUGAUUCCCCGAGGUUCAAAUAUAGCCGUAGGUUACGUCCAUUUGCACAGAAGUGAAAAAUACUGGGAAGAGCCUUUAAAAUUUAAUCCUGAGCGCUUUUUGCCCGAAAACGUGGCAAAGAGACACCCGUACACGUGGUUGCCUUUCUCAGGCGGGCUAAGGAAUUGUGUCGGCGGAAAAUUUGGAAUGAUGGUCAUGAAAAUAAUGAUAAGCAUGAUUAUACGAAAAUUUAGGGUGAAAAGUUCGGUCAAGAGUGUUGGAGAUAUUGAAUUGACGGCAAAUAUUGUUUUGAAGCCCAAAAAUGGGUUCAGAUUGGCCUUUACCUUGCGUUAAGCAAUUCAGUACAAUUGUCUUAUUUAAAAUAUAUAAUAAAAUUCUUUUUUUAUUUUU
Messenger RNA from Tribolium castaneum (red flour beetle), 1548 nucleotides. Its product is annotated as cytochrome P450 4C1-like. Gene Ontology annotation, molecular function: monooxygenase activity; heme binding; oxidoreductase activity, acting on paired donors, with incorporation or reduction of molecular oxygen. Lineage: Eukaryota; Metazoa; Arthropoda; Insecta; Coleoptera; Tenebrionidae. The transcript is spliced from 7 exons. The record is from RefSeq and is a predicted model, not a curated record. Bases 25 to 1491 code for a protein of 488 amino acids.